Messenger RNA from Thunnus maccoyii (southern bluefin tuna), 2190 nucleotides. It is a transcript of the gene c4h1orf174, whose product is annotated as chromosome 4 C1orf174 homolog. The record is from RefSeq and is a predicted model, not a curated record. The transcript has 4 exons. NCBI's taxonomy places the organism in Eukaryota, Metazoa, Chordata, Actinopteri, Scombriformes, Scombridae. The coding region runs from base 163 to 753 and encodes 196 amino acids.
CGGUGUGACCUCAGAGUGAACCUCAGCAGCAGGAAACAAACACAGCGGCAGCGGCGGAGGAGGAGACGACACACCACACUUACCACAGUUGUUUACAGCCAAAGCUAAUGACAAACAAGACAGACAAACACCGCAGCUGAAUAAGAGUCGUUACACCGAUAGAUGAUGCACAAGAUGCCUGGUCAACUUGGCAACAUGAAGCCCAGAAAGAGGAAGAGGGGCUCUGAGGCCAAACACUCCAGAAAGGCUUCUUCUACGAGGAGGAAAUGUAUGAAAAGUCCAAAGACGUCCUCGGCAGCAGAGAGCAGUUCAGUAGGUUACGGUAAAGCAGCCGGUCCUCUGGAGAGUCUCUCCCGCAUCAGCUGUGAAUGCCACCAGUCCGCCGGCAGGAGGAGAUGCUCAGCGUCGCCACAGCUGGGAGGACAGGAGGGUAAAGAGAACGAGCUGAGGACGGGGCCGGACUGGGACAGCUGCAGGUUGAACGGCACCUGGGACAAACAGGAGUCUGAGGACAUGGAUUAUGAAGAAACAGGCAAAAACAUUUUCCCAGAUGAUGACAGUAACCAGAUUCUCCCUGUGGAGCAGUUCUUUGGAAACUUGGAGGUUGUGCAGGAUUUCCCUCAAAGAUCCUCAGCGACUUCCGCCCGCGUCCACAGGGAGAACAGGAGGCGACAUUACUACGCACCAGAGGACAGCGACGAAGAGGAGGUGGGCCUCAGCAGCACGCAGCAAGACGACGGAGAGGGCACUUAACGAAGACUAACUGCACUGGUGACUGUGGCGGACUCAAAGUCACGUCUGUGGGAGGACAUAAAACCUUUCAGCACUUAAGAAAAAGUGGCCAAAUGAAAACUUCCUAUCGAGAAGCUGCGUUCAAUCAGCCCCUUGUCAACGGUUAAAAUCACAAGACUGUUACCAAUCUGCCAGGUGUUUGGGUGCUUAUGGUCAUGGGUGAUGACGUCGCUCGCUGUGACAUGAGAGUAAUGGAAGCUAACGUGAACUUGCUGUAGCAGUAAAGCAAAGCAUUACAUGGGUGCAUUUAUAAACCUGGUACCAGGACCCCCACCGUGUCCUGACCCCUAAAACUCAAGCAUCCCAGAACUUGUUGAAGUUUACCACCAGUGUGUACCAGCACUUUGUCAAGAGUUCAAAAGCGAUUUCUUAAUGGUUAAAUGUACGACUUUUUAGUUUUAUACAUGUAACAUUUGGCCUGAUACCCGAAUUAUUUAAUUCGAUUUUUUUUUAAAAGUAGCCACCUGUGAGGAACAUGUACAAUAGUGCUUGUUUUAUUUAUUACAGCAUUUACGCUCACACCACCCCUGGUCCAGUGUGUGUGGGUGAAGUGUGAGGGUGUGUUGACACAGCACUUUAUGUAGACAAAUCAGUCCACAUCAUUUAUUGCCUCUGAAUUGGAGUACCACGUUUGCAGUUGGAGAUUAGCCUCGAGAGAUGCCAAACAUAGUGCAAUAACAAACAAAUAGCAAAUUUCAAAACGGCUGAUUUUCCCCCUUAAAUCUAUUUUAAAUGGAAAAAUGCAAAAGUGUCAUGUCGGUAAAAGCAGCAUAGUGAUAUGUUUCAGAAGGUAUAAAUGUAGAUACUCACGCCAAAGAGCAGUUUCAAAAUAAAAGCUUUUAAUAUCAGAAUGUCAUAGUUGAUGAAUGUCAGCAGGGUUCUUCCAUUGUUCACCAAGUGUCUAAUAUUCCUCUUUGACUCAUCUUUAUGUGCUCAGUUUCAAGUUUUGUCAUCACUCUGGCAGCUUGUUAACAUAUAACACCUCUGUCUAUAUAUAUACAGUAUACAUACAUAUAUAUAUAUAUAAAUGCAGCUCAAAAUAACAUUACAUUACACAUGAAAAAACAAAAAUAUUGAGGUUUCUGUGUAAACCGGAGAUAAUUUAGGCUCGACUUUUAAUCCAGUCCUCUGAUUUUUGAGGUUAACAGCAAUUGCACUAGCAUUAACAACAUGUGUUGUAGUAUUUUGUAUAUAGCUUUUUGUUCUGACCAUCCAAUCAAAUGUGUGUUAUAUAUUUUUACUGUCUUUUAAAUUCAUGCCUUAUUUAACACUUUUCAUACUCUCCUAUGCAACUUUCUGACUGAAUGAAUGCCUCAUAAAUUUAAGCAGUCAUUGUAAUCAAUUCAUGCAUUUUACAUCACUGUGCCAACGCAAAGAACAAAUAAAUGUUUUUCAUGA